This is a messenger RNA of Myotis lucifugus (little brown bat), 2529 nucleotides long. RefSeq names its product seryl-tRNA synthetase (gene SARS1). Lineage: Eukaryota; Metazoa; Chordata; Mammalia; Chiroptera; Vespertilionidae. Gene Ontology annotation, cellular component: cytosol. The coding region runs from base 855 to 2198 and encodes 447 amino acids. The transcript is spliced from 12 exons. Gene Ontology annotation, molecular function: tRNA binding; ATP binding; serine-tRNA ligase activity. Gene Ontology annotation, biological process: seryl-tRNA aminoacylation. The record is from RefSeq and is a predicted model, not a curated record.
AAAGAUGGUGUUGGAUCUGGACUUGUUUCGGACGGAUAAAGGAGGGGACCCGGACCGCAUCCGAGAGACGCAAAAGAACCGCUUCAAGGACCCGGGACUCGUGGAUCGGCUGGUGAAGGCGGACGGCGAGUGGCGAAGAUAUCAGAAGUUGGGGCUCUCCUGUCAUUGGCUGCAACAAGGACUUGUAACCCUGAGCCACACUAAGAACUCAUCGUGUUCCCUGACUGAGGACACAGCGAGCCUCAGAAGGCCUCCAUGACAGCGGUCCCUGUUUGUCUGCCUGUGCACCUCCAAGGCGCCACGGGGGCUCUCAGAGGGAUUGGAUAAAACGUGGAGCCCUAGCACCACAGAUUUGACCAUGGCUCUUACAACUCCGAGGAUUCAAACCGUGAUUUCUUUUUUCCAAUUCAGAGUAAUAGGCUGAGGGCACAUUUGGGCAUAUGAUAAGCAUUUCUAUGGACAACUUCUGAAGCCACUGGAUUUCCACCUAUUUGCAAUCUGCUAACCACCAGAAUUCUAUCCUCCCCCCAAAAGUGCUAUUCCGAAUGAGAUUUCUCUUUACUAUAAAUUGAAGUUGUUACUUCCUCUUAAUCUUUACUGCAGACUCCUUCAGCCAGGCCUUUGUCAUUGGAAUAACUCUACUUUCAGUUUCACCCCAGUCUCACCCAGUCCUGGCCACACCCAAGGACAUGUGAAAUGAAAAUCUAGUCAUUUUUGCUUCCAGGCUUAAGUCUUGCAGUGACUUACAUACCUUAAAUCUGUCUGAUAGAAAUACAACGUGAGCCACAGGCAGAUUUCAGACCGACAACUUGAACAAGCUGAAGAACCUAUGCAGCAAGACAAUUGGAGAGAAAAUGAAGAAAAAAGAGCCAGUGGGAAAUGAUGAGUCCAUUCCGGAGAACUUGUUAAAUCUCGAUGACCUCACUUCAGACACUUUAGCUAACCUGAAAGUGUCCCAGAUCAAAAAACUCCGACUCCUCAUCGACGAAGCCAUCCUGAAGUGUGACGCCCAGCGGAUAAAGCUGGAGGAAGAGCGGUUUGAGAACCUCCGAGAGAUCGGGAACCUUCUGCAUCCCUCGGUGCCCAUCAGUAACGAUGAGGAUGCGGACAACAAAGUCGAGAGGAUCUGGGGUGACUGCACGGUCAAGAAGAAGUACUCGCACGUGGACCUGGUGGUGAUGGUCGAUGGCUUUGAAGGCGAAAAAGGGGUCGUGGUGGCUGGGAGUCGAGGGUACUUCCUGAAGGGGCCCCUGGUGUUCCUGGAACAGGCGCUCAUCCAGUACGCCCUUCGCACCUUGGGAAGUCGGGGCUACAUUCCCAUUUACACCCCGUUUUUCAUGAGGAAGGAGGUCAUGCAGGAGGUGGCACAGCUCAGCCAGUUUGAUGAAGAGCUUUACAAGGUGAUUGGCAAAGGCAGUGAAAAGUCUGACGACAACUCCUAUGAUGAGAAAUACCUGAUUGCCACCUCCGAGCAGCCCAUCGCUGCUCUCCACCGGGAUGAGUGGCUACGGCCAGAGGAUUUGCCCAUCAAGUAUGCUGGCCUGUCCACCUGCUUUCGCCAGGAGGUGGGCUCCCACGGCCGGGACACCCGCGGCAUCUUCCGAGUCCAUCAGUUUGAGAAGAUCGAGCAGUUUGUCUACGCGUCACCACAUGACAACAAGUCGUGGGAGAUGUUUGAAGAGAUGAUCUCCACCGCGGAGGAGUUCUACCAGACCCUGGGCAUCCCAUACCACAUCGUGAAUAUUGUCUCAGGUUCUUUGAAUCACGCUGCCAGUAAGAAGCUUGACCUGGAGGCCUGGUUUCCGGGCUCGAGAGCCUUCCGGGAGCUGGUCUCCUGUUCUAACUGCACAGACUACCAGGCUCGCCGCCUCCGAAUCCGAUACGGGCAAACCAAGAAGAUGAUGGACAAGGUGGAGUUUGUCCACAUGCUCAACGCCACCAUGUGUGCCACGACCCGCACCAUCUGCGCCAUCCUGGAGAACUACCAGACGGAGAAGGGCAUCAUCGUGCCCGAGAAGUUGAAGGAGUUCAUGCCGCCAGGUCUCCAAGAACUGAUUCCCUUUGUGAAGCCUGCGCCCAUUGACCAGGAGCCAUCGAAGAAGCAGAAGAAGCAGCAGGAGGGCAGCAAAAACAAAGGGGCAGAGAGCGAUGUCACCCUGGAGAGCCGGCUGCAGAGCAUGGCGCUCACCGAUUCCUGAACAUUCCUUCCCCCCAGUUCGGUCAGCUGGGAUCCCAGAGCCUGCCCGCAGGCGGGGAAGCCAGACAUGCCCUCUCAUCGCCCGCACCGACUGACUGCAUUGCUGAAACGGGAGCCCUCUGCCAGCACACUGCAGUGUUCCUGUCUGCUCGCAUGGGCCUAGGACGCAACCACUGAGGACUGAGGAAGCCAUGCCAUGAGCCUCCCCUGCGGAGGUGAGGACUCGCCCGCAGUCCUCCGCCUGGGCCUCAAACCCUGGCUCACAGCUCUCCCUGGAACCACACUCACUUGUGCUUUUCCUCCUAAAUAAAGCUGUUCCAUGUAGCAAGUCA